Peromyscus leucopus (white-footed mouse) is the source of this 1387-nucleotide messenger RNA. It is a transcript of the gene Rnd2, whose product is annotated as Rho family GTPase 2. The record is from RefSeq and is a predicted model, not a curated record. Lineage: Eukaryota; Metazoa; Chordata; Mammalia; Rodentia; Cricetidae. Gene Ontology annotation, molecular function: GTP binding; GTPase activity. Gene Ontology annotation, biological process: small GTPase-mediated signal transduction. The coding region runs from base 164 to 847 and encodes 227 amino acids. The transcript has 5 exons.
GGCCCGCAGCCCCGGGCGGGGGCUCGGCGCGGGCCCGCGAGAUGCCGGUGUCGGCGGCCCGAGAGGCUGCAGCUGCAGCGGCGGGGGAGGAGGCGGCAGAGGCGGCGGCGGCGGCGGGGCCCGGGAGGGGGGCGGCGUGGGGGGCCGGCGCGUAGCCGGGACUAUGGAGGGGCAGAGCGGCCGCUGCAAGAUCGUAGUGGUCGGGGACGCGGAGUGCGGCAAGACAGCGCUGCUGCAGGUGUUCGCCAAGGACGCCUACCCCGGGAGUUAUGUCCCCACCGUGUUUGAGAACUACACUGCAAGCUUCGAGAUCGACAAGCGCCGCAUUGAGCUCAACAUGUGGGAUACUUCAGGUUCUUCUUACUAUGACAAUGUCCGGCCCCUGGCCUACCCAGACUCUGAUGCUGUGCUUAUCUGCUUUGACAUUAGCCGGCCAGAAACCCUGGACAGUGUCCUCAAGAAGUGGCAAGGAGAGACUCAGGAAUUUUGCCCCAAUGCCAAGGUGGUGCUGGUUGGCUGUAAACUGGACAUGAGGACUGACCUGGCCACACUGAGGGAGCUAUCCAAGCAGAGACUUAUCCCUGUUACACAUGAGCAGGGCACUGUGCUGGCCAAGCAGGUGGGGGCUGUGUCCUACGUCGAGUGCUCCUCCCGAUCUUCUGAGCGCAGCGUCAGGGAUGUCUUCCAUGUGGCCACAGUGGCUUCUCUUGGCCGUGGCCACAGGCAGCUGCGCCGCACUGACUCUCGCCGGGGACUGCAGAGAUCCACUCAGCUGUCGGGAAGGCCAGACCGGGGCAGUGAGGGCGAGAUGCAUAAGGAUCGAGCCAAGAGCUGCAACCUUAUGUGAGGGGCUGCAGUGGGCCCGAGAAAGAAGAGGGUGAGAGGCGCAAUUGUUCCCCUGCCUGCUCCUGGACUUUUUGACCUCCUGACCCUGGCUGGAAGGGCAGGGCAGGCAGAGGAGCAAUUCUGGUUGGAGGAGCUAGAGGACAGAAGGGUGUCCAUUCUCCACACCCUCAUCCCCCUUUCUGCCAGUAGCUGAGAGGGCUAACAGGGUAGGCGGCGGCUGGGGCAUGAACUUGAUGGGUUAGGGGGUGUUCGGGAAGCCAGCGUCGAGCAAUGGCGUUGGGUGAGUCUUCUAUAUAAAGUGUAUCUUCCCUCCUUACCCCAGAUCCCAUAUCCUGUCUGCCUUCCCUAAAGUGUCCACUGGACGUCCUUCUCUUCUUCCCGCCUCUCACUUCUACAUCUGUUCUCACACAUUCUAACCUUCAGGCAACACGCACUAAAUUUUAAAGCAAGAAGUCCUUUCCUACCAUCAACCCAGCAACCAGCGCUCGCUUCCCCCUUCCCCAGCAGUCUGCAAAUAAAGCCCAUGACCAUGGAAAACAGC